This is a messenger RNA of Cyanistes caeruleus (blue tit), 3398 nucleotides long. Lineage: Eukaryota; Metazoa; Chordata; Aves; Passeriformes; Paridae. The record is from RefSeq and is a predicted model, not a curated record.
UUAAUCCCCUUUUUAGACAGUGUUAGAUUCUAAAAGAAGUGCAAACCCCAAACCCCGCACAGAACUGAGCUGGUGGUUCUACAACAGCUAACUGAGAUAAAAGAAGAAACUGGAGUGUGUGUAUUGAUAACCUCUGUUCAUAAAUUAAACUAAAACAGAGGUGGCCAGACAGCAAGUCUGUGCACUGCUGUUGAAGGCAGUCUGCAAUAUAAUCUCACCAUACUUCUGAGAUUUGAGCUCCAACACAGAAGUAUUUAAAUUGUUCUCAAACACUAGGCAGAAAAAAUCAUAAGAAAGCCGUGUAAGGAGCAGAGCUGAGGUGGUGCUGAAGGGAGAACUGAUUCUUACCCAGAGCUGAGGAGAGAGACAGGGAAUAUAGGGAAUGGGAUGAGCACAGUGAUACAGAUGGUGAAAACAUUUUCCUAGAAAUUCAUUAUCUGAGUUGCUCUGGUAUCCUAUCGGCUGAUUUCUCUUGCUUUGCUUUUGCUUUCACUAACAGCUUUGAGAUAGCUUUAGAGUCCUCUGCAGUUAACAAGAGGGUUUUUUUUCUUUAUUUGCUAGUCUUUGUGUCUGAGUCUAGGGGAGAGACUAUAGGUACUUUUUGUGUUCUGCCUGCAGCAUCUAACAUGCUCUUGUAUAAACCAGUUUGAUUCAGUGCCUGAGGGCCAGUUCAGUCUUCCUGCCAAAAAGCCCCUUGAAGCCAGAGGUGGGUGACCUUUUCUGAUGAAUGGUUUGCUUUGAGAAAGAUACAGGCCUGGUCUUCCCAAAUGCACAGAGCUGAAUUUGGUAUGUAACAGUGAUACAUACAGUGACAUACAGAAAAUACUACCGAGGUUUUCCCUCCAGCAUUUCCAAACCAAACAGCCUUAAUUUUCUAAUGCCAGACUGCUGAGAGUCUCUCAAGGGCAGUUUGUGGGCACUUGGCACCAGCUCUGCCAGGGAACAGAGCGGCUCAUCCCUGCACUGUGCUGCAGACAGGCUGUGUAAGGAUCCCACUCACCAGGCUCUAAGGCACAUACUGCUUCUCCAUUCUCCCGCGGUGCUGCGCUCCAAACGAUCCCAGAAAUCAGAGAGAAGUAACAUAAAAUAUGUGUGUGGUGUAAGAACGUGUGCUGAAGUUUCAUGUUUCAGGUAAUCUUCUUUAAAAUAAUGGGAGUCUAGAUUGCAUCAGUUAGUUUAAAAACUGCUGUGCUAUUGGUAGGAAGAAAAUGGGAUUUGAGCCAAAAUUUGCCUGUGUUACUGCCAAAGUCUGUAUCAGAUUUAAGACACAUGCUUCUGCAAGCUUCCAUGAAGGUUGUGAAAAAAGUUUUCAUACAGAGUUGGAUUACAGCUCUCGGCUCAAAACACUGGCCAUUACACUACCAUCUUAAAAGCCUGCUGUAACACAGAGCACAGAAUCGAGAAGACUUCUAACAUUUUCUGGACCACAGAUGGAUUUUGAAUGUCUCUUUGUGUCUUGAUGGAAGAUAUAUUAACUUCAUUAACUGGAAUCCAUACCUGAUCGCUUGUGAGUGUGUAUGUGUAUACAUACAGAUAUAUAUCUAUUUAAAACCUUAUCAUGAUUUUAUUUCAAGUGUAUCUAAAAUCUGCUCUAAGAAAUUCCAUUCUCUAGAGGAACUUACAGUUGUUUUGAGCAGCAAAGAGACAGAUAUUUAGUUGCAGAUGCUGGAAUCCUUUGUGAGUUUGUGAGAGAAAUUCUGGAAGCUUUUCUGUGUUGGUGGUAGAGAAAUGCCUUUUGAAACAGACACUUCCAGCUGUAUGACAACGACUGCGUAGUAACCUGUGGAUUUUAAACAUCAGAAUGUACAAACCGUGGGCAACUGUGAAUAUUUUCAUCGUUUCUUAUCUACAUCUGCUGCAAGGAUCUGACUAUGAGAACGGAUCUGUGAAGAGGACAUCUCUGUCAGCAUUGGAGCGGUCAGAACAGCAGAUUAGGAGAGCAUCCAGCCUGGAAGAGCUGCUUCACAUCACUCACUCUGAGGACUGGAAGCUGUGGAAAUGCAGGCUAAAACUCAAGAGCUUGGCCAACUUAGACUCCCGCUCUGCUUCACAUCGCUCUACCAGAUUUGCUGCUGCUUUCUAUGAUAUCGACACACUGAAAGUCAUAGAUGAAGAAUGGCAAAAGACUCAGUGUGUGCCAAGGGAAACCUGUGUGGAAGUUGCCAAAGAGCUAGGUACAACAACCAAUAAAUUUUUCAAGCCUCCCUGUGUGAAUGUGUUCAGAUGUGGAGGCUGCUGCAACGAGGAGAGUCUCAGCUGCAUGAAUACAAGUACAACUUACGUGUCAAAAACGCUCUUUGAGAUCUCGGUUCCCUUGACAAGUGUUCCCGAGCCUGUGCCCAUCAAAAUUGCCAAUCACACAGCCUGUAAGUGUACGUCAAAUACCCAGCGCCACCAGUACACCAUCAUACGAAGAUCUGUCCAGUACCCAGAAGAAGAUGGAUGCCCCUUUACCAACAAAUUUUGCCACAAUGGAUGGAUCUGGGAUAGUGACAAAUGUGAAUGUGUUAUAGACACACAGCACUCCAACAGACGAGAAGGACUCCCUCCUCUUGCUGAGCUGGCUAUGUGUGGACAACAUAUGGAAUUUGAUGAAGAAAAUUGUGAAUGCAUCUGUAGACAUAAGUGUCCCACAGAUUUCUUUCAAAGUAAAGAGAACUGCAGCUGCUAUUUGUGUAGGGAGAGCCAGGAGAGCUGUGCUCUAAAACACAAGAUAUUUCAUGCUGAAACCUGCAGUUGUGAAGACAGAUGUCCAUCCCAACCCAGAACAUGCCCAACUGCCAAACCAGUGUGUUCCAGGCAUUGUCGUUGUCCAAAGGAGAAGAAAGGUACUCAUGGCUCCCAAAGCAGAGAAACUCCUUGACUGAGCUUCCCCUACUCUUCGAAAAUCCACUGCUUUGCAAAGUAGCUGUCACUGACUUUCAAACAAUAGUAAACAUGAACAUCUUCCACAUUAAUAGCAGAAGAAUUAAUCCAGUCUGCAUUUAUUUAUUAGAGUAAUCACUAACUGCAAGUGAAUCCUCUGGGACACUGGUAAAUGUUCUCCAAGAGGUAACAACAGCUGAUGAAUUUCUGGCUGCAUGGAAGAAAGAUUGGCAAGUACCAGUUCAAGGUUACGUUAUGGAAGAUAAAACUCUGUAUUGGAAAUAGAGUCACAGUGUCCAGCCAGUCAUUCAGAAAUUGAGACUUGAUAAUCUUAGCCUCUGAAUCCUUAGCUAAUGCAGCUCCUGGGUAAAACUUUCUUCAGAAAUUCAGUGUACAGGAUUUGGCUUCUAAUAGGUUCAGCACUGAGUUAUUUGAUCUACUGUCCAGCUUUGAUUAUAAUUUUGUGUUUAUUGUACAACUACUGUCAGAUGUGCCAUAUUUAAGUGUAUAUAAGAAAAUAAAUACAUCAGUUA